Gryllus bimaculatus (two-spotted cricket) is the source of this 2119-nucleotide messenger RNA. The record is from the annotation of a GenBank genome assembly. NCBI's taxonomy places the organism in Eukaryota, Metazoa, Arthropoda, Insecta, Orthoptera, Gryllidae.
UCUUGGUGGGAACGGCUGACCGGGAACCCUGCUGGAAGUCGUCAUUCAGUCAUAGUUGUGUGUGGCUGUGUGGUCAUUUGUGUCGGAAGGAGGUGGAUUUGUGGCUCCUGCAGAGUGAUUUCGUUUUUUGUGGUUUUCAUCGUAUGACAUUGUGCAUUGUUGAAAGUUUCCUGUGGGUUCAACGCGACAGUAACGCAAACACUUGUCUCCAGGGUCUCGGGAGGAGCCCCGUCUAUUGGCGCACGUCAUGAGCGGUCAGCGACCCUCUUCGUCCGGAGGUGGAGGAGACGGCUUCCCUAGGGACAUGAACAUCAUGUGCUCUAGAUGCAGCCAAUGGUUUGUAGCAACGGAUGUGGCUAUUGCAACACGUUGUGAGCACGUGUUCCACUGGAAUUGCAUUAGGCUGUGCUUGGAGAGGUCGAACUCAUGUCCACAUUGUCGUGCAAAAUUGAUCGUCAAAGAUUUAUGCAGAAUUUAUUUUACAAUAGGCCUACACAAUGAUCCAGAAGUAGCCUAUACUCUUCAAGAUAAUAUCGAUAGAUUGGAAUACAAGAUGAUGUUGAAGAAUGCUGAGUUAGACAAAUGUAGAAAAGAAAUAGCCACAUUCAACAAGAAGACAACCAGACUGGUGAAUGAAAUUCAACGAUUGAAAAAUGUCAUGAAAUUUGAAGCAACAAAACACAAAACUUUAAAGAGACUCAUUAAAGAUCUGAAGAGUAAAACUCAUUUACUACAACCACUAAGGAAGGAAUGUGAGGGCUUACAGGAAAAAAUCCAAUUCUUGCAAAAAUCUCUUGAGGGAUUCAAUAUAGAGACUGUCACAAAAGGGCUUUGUGAUUACAAAAACCCCAGUGCAGCUAUAAAAGCUUUAAGAGCCUUUACAUCUAUUUUAAAAAAAGGAAUGAAAACCAUAGCUAUCGAGAGUAAGGAACCUAGUAUUAAACUCCGUGAAGAACAAUCUAAAAUUUACUCUUUGACUGGGCAGAUUCGAAGUCUGGAGAACAAAAUUAAAGACCAGGAUGAACAAAAUCACCAUUUGCUUAUGAAAAUAAAGCGUGCAGCUGGGGAGACAUCAAGUUUAAAGCAGGAACUUGAUGGUUUGCAACAGGCAUUGCUAUCACCUACUGACAAUCAGCCCAGUGCUGUUGCCCUCAAGCGUGUUCGGGCAGAAAGUACACCUCCUCAUUAUCUGAAGCGAGCUUAUCUUGAAGGCACUUUAGAAGAAAAUCGCUAAGUCACCUGACCCCACACCACCCCUUGUGGUUAAAAAACAAGUCUGCAAGGGUUGGCAGUGGCACUUGCCAACAAAACAGAAAUACCCUAAAUCAAGAAUGAAUACAUCUGCUGUUUUAAGUGAAAUAUUUCAAGAGUUGUAGUGUUAGCUCCCAGACAGAGAUGAUCAGAGCAGUUGACACCAUCACAUUGCUUGUGAUGUAACCAGAUGUAUGUCACCUUAUUUCUAAAGUGGAGAGUUGGCAAAGUUGUUGAGGUGAGGGUGCAGUGUUCAAAAGAAAUACUACUUUUACAUUGGUAUCUAUUUAUGUAAUUUCAAAUUACUUUUAAUACAUAGCAUGUCAGAAUAUUAAAAACGAUUCCCAAUGUUUAAAUGUACAUAUUAGAAAUAUGUUGAAAGUAGAAAAUUCAUGCUCUCUCCUGCAAAUAAAAUUGUACUUUGUAAGAGAUAUCAUUGGCCAUCUUGUAAAAGGUAACUUCUUAAUUAUCUUCCAUGAUGCCAGUUGUUUGGGUUUUGAGUAGCCCAUCAAUAAAUGUUUUUCUGUUUAUUUAUUCUAUUAUGCUUGAUUUUCCAAUAUUUGUUUCAUUACUUUCACACACAAUUGAAAGCCAAUCUCCAAGUACAUUCAAGAGGACAUUCUCAACUGUGAAUGAGAACUAAAUAUAAAUGCAAUAAUAUCAUUUUUUGCCCCAGGAAUAAAUGUUUAAUUGUAUUUGACAUACGGUGCUGAAGCUUUUGAUGCAUUGUCAUUCUAAAAAGCAUUGUGAGUUGGCGAGUGAUGAAUUUAUUAUCUAUAUACAUUCACAUUUUCAUUAACCUGUUUUUGCCCAGGUAUUUUUGUAACAGAAUUUUUGAAACAAAUAAAUAAAAUAGUUUCAGAACAAA